Mytilus trossulus (common blue mussel) is the source of this 1035-nucleotide messenger RNA. RefSeq names its product mediator of RNA polymerase II transcription subunit 18-like. Gene Ontology annotation, cellular component: core mediator complex; mediator complex. Lineage: Eukaryota; Metazoa; Mollusca; Bivalvia; Mytilida; Mytilidae. Bases 119 to 757 code for a protein of 212 amino acids. The record is from RefSeq and is a predicted model, not a curated record. Gene Ontology annotation, molecular function: transcription coregulator activity. The transcript is spliced from 7 exons. Gene Ontology annotation, biological process: termination of RNA polymerase II transcription; regulation of transcription by RNA polymerase II.
AUUUUCAGAAACUGAACAAUGUAUUUUGGUACUAUUGCCUGUAAUCGCACGUCUUAAGGGUAACUGUAAUAAUUUAAUAUCACAAGGUCACAAGAGAAAUGAAUAAUUGUUGAAAAAUAUGAUGGAUCCACAAUUAGCUCAAGCAUUAAAGGCAGCACCAACCAACGAAUACCUUCUACAAGGAAGCAUUUUAGACAGUUCGUUAGAAGUCUUACUGUGUAGACUGAAAGGUCUUUGUGAUCAUGCUGAUUCUCCUGAAGAAAAAUUUGUAGAUCAUGAAAUGGUGUAUGCCAUCAAGAAUGCCAGUAUUCCUCAGCCAUUACAGUAUAGUGUCAGACAUUCCCUGGUUCAACCAGAAAACUGGCAACUACGAUACCUUGGUCAUUCUGAGAUGGGAGAUAAAAGUCGACACACACUAAUCAGGAACUGUGUUGAUGUAGCUACCUCAGAUAAUGUUUUACAGUUUCUUCAUGAAGUUGGUUUUAGAUUGGACCAUGAAUUUGUUGUAAAAGGUUUUUACUUCCAUAAAGGCAGAAUGAAAGUGACUGUCUCUAAAAUAUUUAAGAUGCUGCAACAAGGGCACACAACAGACAAUUUGGAAUCAAUAGUGCCAUCCUACUUGGUAGAACUCAGUGUACUGGCGACGGCUGGACAAGAUGCUAUUGCUGAAGACAUGAAAAACUUUGCAGAACAACUCAAACCUCUUGUGCAGCUUGAGAAGAUAGAUCACAGAAGAUUACAAGCCACUGGGACAUAACCAUCAGAUUUACAACUUAAACACAACAUAACUGCUUGGGCGGAUAUUAAAAGUCAUGAAAUUGAGUUUCUUGCAAUUGGCUGGAUAUAAUCGACUAAUAGCGUAAAUGCUGAUCUAGAAUCUCAAACCAACAGGUUCAUUAGUCAAUUUGAAGGACAAAAUUUGUCUGGUUAGAUGUAUAUGAUCAUGAACCAGCAAAAAGUAUAUGUCAAAGACAGUUUCAGAAUGAAUACUUUAUUGCUGUACCAUUGAUGAAUAUUAAAAUGUAUAAAAGUACA